This is a messenger RNA of Carcharodon carcharias (great white shark), 1590 nucleotides long. Its product is annotated as serine/threonine-protein phosphatase 2A 55 kDa regulatory subunit B beta isoform. The record is from RefSeq and is a predicted model, not a curated record. Gene Ontology annotation, biological process: peptidyl-serine dephosphorylation. The coding region runs from base 1 to 1335 and encodes 444 amino acids. Gene Ontology annotation, cellular component: protein phosphatase type 2A complex; cytosol. Gene Ontology annotation, molecular function: protein phosphatase regulator activity; protein binding. The transcript is spliced from 9 exons. Lineage: Eukaryota; Metazoa; Chordata; Chondrichthyes; Lamniformes; Lamnidae.
AUGUUUAGUGAUCUGAAGCCAAGGGGUUCUUGUGGAAUUGAACUGAAUAUAAGGAAAAGUGGGCAGGUUAUUGCCGACAUAAUUUCUACAGUAGAAUUCAACAACACUGGAGAAUUGUUAGCGACAGGGGACAAGGGGGGUCGAGUUGUAAUAUUUCAGAGAGAGCAGGAGAGUAAAAAUCAGUCUCAUCGCAGAGGAGAAUAUAAUGUUUACAGCACUUUCCAGAGCCAUGAACCGGAGUUUGACUAUCUGAAGAGUCUAGAGAUUGAAGAGAAGAUAAAUAAAAUCAGGUGGCUACCCCAGCAGAAUGCAGCCUACUUCCUUCUCUCAACCAACGAUAAGACAGUUAAACUGUGGAAAAUCAGCGAGCGGGAUAAAAGGCCGGAAGGGUACAACUUGAAGGAUGAAGAUGGGAGAAUCAAAGACCCCUCCACAAUCACGACCCUGCGGGUGCCAGUGCUGAGACCCAUGGAUCUGAUGGUGGAGGCCAGCCCUAGAAGAGUAUUUGCCAAUGCUCAUACAUAUCACAUCAACUCCAUAUCGGUAAAUAGCGACUAUGAGACGUAUAUGUCAGCUGAUGAUUUGAGGAUAAAUCUAUGGCAUCUGGAGAUUACCAACCGAAGCUUCAAUAUUGUAGAUAUAAAGCCGGCCAACAUGGAAGAGCUGACAGAGGUGAUCACGGCAGCAGAAUUCCACCCACACCAAUGUAACAUGUUUGUGUACAGCAGCAGUAAAGGGACGAUCCGAUUGUGCGACAUGCGGGCAUCAGCGCUGUGUGACAAGCAUUCCAAACUUUUUGAAGAGCCAGAGGAUCCCAGCAACCGGUCAUUCUUCUCCGAAAUCAUUUCCUCAAUAUCAGACGUGAAGUUCAGCCACAGCGGGAGGUAUAUGAUGACGAGAGAUUACCUCACUGUCAAAGUCUGGGACUUAAACAUGGAGAACAGACCUAUAGAAACAUAUCAGGUGCAUGAAUAUCUGAGGAGUAAGCUGUGUUCUCUCUAUGAAAACGACUGCAUCUUUGACAAAUUUGAGUGUGUGUGGAAUGGCUCUGACAGUGUAAUCAUGACUGGUUCUUACAACAACUUCUUCCGAAUGUUUGACCGCAACACAAAGCGUGAUGUCACACUGGAAGCAUCGCGGGAAAACAGCAAGCCCAGAGCAAUACUGAAACCUCGGAAAGUAUGCAUGGGUGGGAAAAGGAAGAAAGACGAAAUUAGUGUUGACAGUUUGGACUUCAGUAAGAAGAUUCUGCACACGGCGUGGCAUCCUUCAGAGAAUAUCAUAGCAGUAGCCGCCACAAACAACCUCUAUAUAUUCCAGGACAAAGUGAACUAGAACAUUUGUUUGACUGGUCACCUUAGCACUGCGUACAAUAAAACAUCAAAUUAUUAUUAUUUUUUAAAGGAAAACUUGCCCUCUGGAAUGAAUCCUAACAAUAGUUUUUUUUGUUGUCAGGUUGUCUGUCUUAAUGAAGCUGUGGUGCCUUUUGGUAUGUGGAUCUGUAAUUCCCAUGAUGCAUCUAUUGAACAAAAUGGCUUCUGUUUAUAAGGCACUAAAUUUCCAUCUAAUUCUUCUGGCUUUUAAAGAUGU